AUGAAAAAAUAUCGACCGGAAGAUCAAAUAAUUAGUUUAGAAGAAUGGUAUAAAGCGUUAUGGGAUCAUACCACAAUGCAGUUACUCAUUGAUAUUCUAAAAUUAACGGAUGAAGAAUUAGAAAAGAUUUCUUUUGAGUGGCGAGAAUGUUAUAAGAAAUAUAAACCAAUAAUGUUUAAUGGAUUUUGGGAAUUUCUUGAAGAGUUUAAAAGAAGAGGAGGUAUUAUUUGUAUAUGUUCACAUGGAUUAAAACAAGUGAUUGAAGAUUUUUAUCAAAGUUAUAAUGAAGGAAAAAUCAUACCUGAUUCAAUUUAUGGAUAUGAUUCAAAACAUCCUGAAUAUUGUAAACCAUUUACUUUCCCAAUAGAAGAUAUUCUACAAAAAUUCCAUCUUCAAAAAAAAGAUAUUGUUGUUAUUGAUGAUUUGUCUUAUGGAUUAAUUAUGGCAAAAAAUUCGGGAGUUGAUAGUAUUGGAACUGUUUAUGGAGAAGGUCAUGAUUUAAUUAAACCAAAAAUUACUGCUAUUAGUAAAAUGGUUGUUAGUUCAGUAGAAGAGCUAAAAAAUUAUAUUUUAUUGGAUGAAAGUCAUUAA
Entamoeba nuttalli P19 is the source of this 591-nucleotide messenger RNA. RefSeq names its product haloacid dehalogenase family hydrolase domain containing protein. Gene Ontology annotation, molecular function: phosphoglycolate phosphatase activity. Gene Ontology annotation, biological process: DNA repair; dephosphorylation. The transcript has a single exon. NCBI's taxonomy places the organism in Eukaryota, Evosea, Mastigamoebida, Endamoebidae. The record is from RefSeq and is a predicted model, not a curated record. Bases 1 to 591 code for a protein of 196 amino acids.